AGUAGCAAUUAAAAGAAUCAAAAACAUCCAAGGGAUCCUCAUCCAUGUUACUGCAUACUUUACCCUUAGUUUUAUAUAAUAAUGUUCCGAUGAUAAACGAGUGUUCGAUCUCCGAGGCUUUUUCUACUUACUGCUACAUGACUGUAGCUCCUUGUUCGCCAUGUCGAUUCCCUCUGUGGUUCCGAGCCACGUCUUUGGCAUCAGCUCCCACGUCCAUAACCCCAUUACCUACAUUGAUGACCAAAUUAUCCUCUAUCCCGCCGGAACCCAACUCGUCUCUUACAACACGGAACAAAAGACGCAGAAAUUCCUACAUGUGACGGAUGGAGAGGGUAUCACGGCCAUGGCCGUCAGUUCCUCAGCGUCGCUUGUGGCUGUUGCGGUGCGAUGUGCGAGUGGGACGCCUCCGACUGCUGGAGGGGAUACGAGGCCGAGUGUUUUUGGGGGUGGAAAUAUGGAGAGGGAGGCUGCUGUCUUGGUGUAUGAUUUUGUGAAUGGGAGAAAGAAAAAGGUGCUUGUUGCUGGGGAUCCCAAUGCAAAGGAAUUCAUGGCUCUCGCCUUUUCCCCCGACUCCAAACACAUUAUCGCCCAAUCAUCCUUUCCAGACUGGAUACUCUACAUUUGGGACUGGGACAAGGCCAAACUCCGUGGCACCUACAAAACCGUUAGCUCCCCCCAUGCGGAUAUCCGUCAUUUGAGUGUCAACCCUUUUGAACAUGCUGGGACUCAAGUGUGUGUUACCGGAAAUUGUGUUUUUCGGACGCUGAAGCAUGGUGAGGGGGGGUGGAAGGUUGUGUGGUCUCAAAAGACGGACAAGAACCUCCUUUGCCACACCUACCUCUCCGAAACCCGCAUCCUAGCCGGCACCCAAGACUCCAAACUCCUUUUAUACGAUUCCGGCGACCUCAUCCUCGAAAUCGCCUACCUCCUCCCCCACGCCACCCUCCUCCCUUCCAUCACAACCCUCAAAUCCACCUCCAAUGGCGUCCUAGCGGGUACAUCCAAUGGCGUGCUCGUUUAUUUCGAGAAAGAGGAUUCGGGGUUGGUUAAACGACGGGAAACGGUUGUUGAGGAUGGUGUUGGGGUUGUGUGGGUUGCUACGAGUGUGAGUGAGGAUGUUGCGGUUGUUGUGAGUGGGAGUCAGGUUUUUGUUGUUGGGUUGGAGGUUGAGACUGACAAUGCCAAAUGCACCUACCUCACGCACCCCUUCCACCACGGCUCCAUCACAGGCAUGGACACAUGCAUCCGUAAGCCCCUCCUAGCAACUUGCGGAACUGACCGGUCCGUCCGUAUAUGGAACUACCUUGACAACUCGCUUGAAGUAUUCAAGUAUUUUCUUGAUGAGCCCUUAAGCGUCGCGUUACAUCCGAGUGGGUUGUACGUUUUGGUGGGGUUUACGGACGGGUUGAAGCUCAUGAAUGUCUUGAUUGAUGAUAUUCGGCAGUAUUGGGAGGCCCCUGUGAGAGGGUGUCGAGAGUGUCAUUUUAGUCAUGGUGGACAGUACUUUGCAGCCGUUCACGGCUCAACCAUCCUCAUUUACAACACCUGGACACUAGACAUUAUCACCCACCUCAAAGGCCACAAUGGCAAAAUCCGUUCUAUUGCCUGGUCACCCGACGACACCCGCAUUCUUUCCUGCGGCAUGGACGGCGUUGUAUAUGAUUGGGAUGUGCGUGGGAGUAAGAAAAUGGGGGAAGUGCGGGUGCAGGGGGUGGUGUUUUUGGGAGCGGUUGUGACGCCGGAUGCAAAGUUGGUUUAUUGUGUGGGUGGAGAUGGGGUUUUGAGGGAAGUGAGUGAUGGACAUGUCUCGAGAGAGUUUUCGACAAAGGUUCCUUUGGCAAAUAUCCUAGUCUCGCGGAACGGCAAAAUGGCAUUCGCAACAACACCUCGUACCCUCCGCACCCUCAAAUACCCCUUCCCCCAAGACGCACCAAUAGACUACACAGACCAAACCCUCCAUUCCGCACCCAUCACCCGCCUCCGCAUCUCGUAUGAUGAUCAGCAUUUAUUUACGUGUGGUGAGGAUGGGCUUGUGUGGGUGUUUCGGGUUGUGGAGAGGGAGAGGAAGAGGGAGAAGGAGUGGGGAUUUAGUGAUGAGAUAUUGGUCACGAAAUCGGAUUUGAAAGAUAAUUUUAAACUUCAGUCGGAAUUGAAACGGCGAGUCGAGGACCUUCGUGCUGAAAACGAGACGCAACUCCGUGUCAAGGAUCUCAAUUAUGGACAUCGCCUCACAGAACUUGAAGAAAAAUACCGUGCAGAAAUCGAAACACUCAAAAACGCCAUAACCACCCUUCACACCGAACACACCCAAAACCUAGCUCACCACGCCAACCUCCUCAACACAGCCCGCACCACAAACACCGCCGAACUCGCAUCCCUCCAAACCUCCUUUUCCACUAAACUCGAUGACGUGACAUCUAAAUACAAUGCCCUCCAAACUCGGACGCGGCAAAUGGAGGUGCAGUGGGAGGAGCAGAUGAAGGGGAUGGGAUCCGAGUAUGAGGAACGGGUUGAGGAGGUUAAGAGGUUUUUUGGGGAGAGGAUUAAAGAGAAGGUUCAAGUUAUUGAACAGCUCAAAGCAACCUCCCAAACUGCCCUCCAAACCCACGAAGCAACCCUCACAGACCUCUCAACCGAAACCACCACCGAAAUCCUUCACCUCUCCACCCACUACGAACAUCUCCUCUCCAUCGAACGCCAAUCCCUCGCCUCCAUCCGCGCCGAAAAUGCUUCUAUGCAUGCGAAAUUUAUGGCGCUGACUCGAGGUGUAGAGGAGCAGAAAAUGGAGUUGGCGAAACGGGUGAAUGAGGAACGGAGGUUAGGGGGGAUUAUUAAGAGUUUGGAGAGGGAUAUUGGGGGGAUUCGACGUGAGAUCCAAGAACGCGACGACACGAUCCAAGACAAAUCCAAACGCAUCUACGACCUCAAAAAAAAGAACCAAGAACUCGAAAAAUUCAAAUUCGUCCUCGACUACAAAAUGGCCGAACUCUUUAAACAAGUCGAGCCCCGCGAAGACGACAUCGUGUCCUUAUCCACCACUAUCAAAGACAUGGAUACAGAAUUGGAAGCCUACCAUGAAACCCAUGAUAAACUUUUACGCUCUUUGAAGCAGGUUCGGAUGCGAGUUCGGGCGGUUGAGAAUGAACGGAAAAAGGAGGGGACGUUACGCGGGUUUUGGGAAGGGAUUUUGGAGAGGGUUAGGAAAGAGGUGGGGGAGUUGUAUCAUGUUGUUGAGGAUGUGCCGGCUCUCAAGCGAACCCUCCUAAAAACCCACCAAACCUCUCUCCCAACCACACCCCCGCACACACCCCCAACCCCCGAAAAAAACACCCCACCAACAACAAUAACCCAACGCGACCACCUCGAACGCACCCUAACAACCCUCCAAACUCGCCUCACCAAACAAACUGAAAAACGGAUCCAAGAAUACAUGGAUUUGACUCAACAGCAGGCUAUGUUGGUUUCUGAAUUGAAUGUUUUGAGAAAGGAGGUGCGGAAUUCGGAGGGGAGAGUAGGUGUGCUUGAACGCAAACGGAAUUUGACAUACCCGAUGAUACGCCAACGAUGA
Spizellomyces punctatus DAOM BR117 is the source of this 3568-nucleotide messenger RNA. RefSeq lists its product as uncharacterized. The transcript is spliced from 18 exons. The record is from RefSeq and is a predicted model, not a curated record. Lineage: Eukaryota; Fungi; Chytridiomycota; Chytridiomycetes; Spizellomycetales; Spizellomycetaceae. Gene Ontology annotation, molecular function: protein binding. The coding region runs from base 161 to 3568 and encodes 1135 amino acids.